AUGGAGGAGCAUGAUGGCCCUUGCAACAGUACUCAUCUCGCAACAGUACUAACCUCACCAACUUCGUUAGUGAGUGGAAUUUGCAGCCCUGCAAAGGCGGACGCAAAUAGCAAAGUAGCCUUUUCGCUACUGCUCCCUCAAAGUGUGCAAGACCAAAAAAACCAAACGCACCUUCACCUGUGGGCACACUCCAUUGAUUUUCCGAUCGAAUGCCCGACAUACCAACCUUUUUCAUCCUCACCGGUCCUUGCAUGGAGCCGCCAGAUUGGAUUUAUAAAACUAGCUACUCCUUUUUCGGGUUAUUGUGAUGUCAGUUUGCCAGACUAG
This is a messenger RNA of Dovyalis caffra, 327 nucleotides long. The record is from the annotation of a GenBank genome assembly. NCBI's taxonomy places the organism in Eukaryota, Viridiplantae, Streptophyta, Magnoliopsida, Malpighiales, Salicaceae.